GUGACUCCACAACAGCGACAGCCCUCUUAACUACUUCCCUCUGAUAAGGUUUGCACUGCUGUAUUUGCUGUCUCAGGUUUCAGGACUGAUCCUGUAUCCUGUAGUUGUUUUUCUCCACAAAGCUGAGUCAGCGUGGAUGAGCCUACGGUACUGCUGUGACAUGACAGAAAGAAUCUACACUUUUACACUGGAGCACUAAACAAAGACUUAUAUUACCUGAAGAAUGCAGAACAGCCACCAGGAAACCUCAGCGGCCACCUGUGAAGUCGAGUGUGGUGGUCCUGCCUUGUCCAAACAGAAGAAGGUCAUCCACUUCUCCAGCGGUGAAACUCUGGAGUUAGAAGACAGCGAGGAGGAGGAAGAAGAGGAGGAGGAGCAGCAGCUGUCCAACAGUGUUCCCUUCAAAGAACCUGCACAGAGGACUAAGUUCUCAUUCAAGAAUGUGGCCAUUCUAGUUGGGAGGAUUUCACUACUGGCUUGUGAUUUCCUUGGAGAGAGACUUGCUGGUGCACUUGGACUUAAUGCAGCCAAAUACCAGUACGCCAUAGAUGAGUAUCAUCGUGAUCAGAAGACACAGAUCAGUCGAGAUAGCCUCAGGGAGGAACAGGCAGAGUCGAUCCAUCUCUCUCCUGGACUGGAUGGGAGUCGUUAUGGAGCCACCGGAGAUGAAAGCUGCCCCGCUGAUCCCCAGGAGAGCUGUGACGAGAAACAUGUGGACAGAAAAAAGGGAUGUCACAACAGAGGCUAUCAAGCAGAUGAGGAUUACCUGGAGUAAAACUACACAAAACAAGGACAGCAAAAGCACUGUGAAAUACUGUACGCAGCUCACAAAAUGGCAUAGUGGAGGCAGUCUGUAAAGCCUGGCACCGUUACAACAAAACUAUGAGAGGACAAAAAUAUGAUAAAGAUUCACUGAUGUGGUGGCUGGUGUAGAGGUUCUUGCAAGGGUGCAGUUUUGUUUAUGUAAUUCCCCAAAUAAAUACCCAGUAAUGAAUGUAUAGGUGCAAAUUUCAAGGGAACAUGUGCACUUGUACCCACCAAUAAAAACAUGAAACUACAAAAGCUUUUCACAUUUAAAAAACACUGUAA
This is a messenger RNA of Stegastes partitus (bicolor damselfish), 1089 nucleotides long. RefSeq names its product protein FAM177B-like. The record is from RefSeq and is a predicted model, not a curated record. Bases 224 to 775 code for a protein of 183 amino acids. NCBI's taxonomy places the organism in Eukaryota, Metazoa, Chordata, Actinopteri, Pomacentridae. The transcript has 5 exons.